AUGGCUUCGGCGCUCGAUUCGUUCAUGUCCUACCUGCGCAUUCCGCUCAUUGCGUCUUCUGGAAUCGCAGCCCUGCUCAGUGGUCUCCUUUAUUUCAAGCAAAAUGAAAUCAUAUACCCACGAAAUUUCCCGCCAGACGCUCGAACCAACGUGCCCCGGCCCUCGCAAUUCGGCAUCACCGACUACGAAGAGUUGUUCAUUCCCACGCCCGACGGCGAGUCGCUGAGCGCCUUCUUCAUUCGAGCCAGCAAGCAACAUGCGCGCAACGUUACCAUCCUCAUGUUCCAUGGCAACGCAGGCAAUAUUGGCUAUCGGCUCCCCAUUGCAAAGAUACUGGAGAACGACUUGCGCUGCAAUGUCUUGAUGCUGCAAUACCGUGGCUACGGCCUGUCGUCUGGAAAUCCCAAUGAAAAGGGGCUGAUGAUCGAUGCGCAAACGGGUCUGGACUACAUCCGCCAAAGACACGAACUCCGAGAUACUAAGAUUGUGAUUUAUGGCCAGAGUAUCGGUGGCGCUGUGGCUGUGGGACUGGCGGCGCGCAACCAAAAGGAGGGCGAUAUUGCCGGAAUCAUGUUGGAAAACACCUUCACGUCGAUCAAGAAACUCAUACCAACGGCCUUUCCACCUGCUCGCUUUCUGACGCCCUUGUGCCAUCAAAUCUGGCCUACAGAGGAUACGAUGCCCAAGAUUGCAAAGAUUCCCAUUCUUUUCCUCAGCGGUCUGAAGGACGAAAUCAUCCCGCCAUCGCACAUGACGCGGUUAUUCGAUGUGUGCAAAGCGCCCAAGGUAUGGAGAGAACUGCCCAACGGCAGCCACAACGACACCGUUGCAGAACACGGCUAUUUCCAGUACAUUGAAGAGUUUCUGAACGAGUAUGUGGCCCGCUGA
This is a messenger RNA of Exserohilum turcica Et28A, 888 nucleotides long. RefSeq lists its product as uncharacterized. The coding region runs from base 1 to 888 and encodes 295 amino acids. Gene Ontology annotation, cellular component: membrane. NCBI's taxonomy places the organism in Eukaryota, Fungi, Ascomycota, Dothideomycetes, Pleosporales, Pleosporaceae. The record is from RefSeq and is a predicted model, not a curated record. Gene Ontology annotation, molecular function: palmitoyl-(protein) hydrolase activity. The transcript has 4 exons.